Arachis stenosperma is the source of this 1033-nucleotide messenger RNA. RefSeq names its product peroxidase 16-like. Gene Ontology annotation, biological process: response to oxidative stress; hydrogen peroxide catabolic process. NCBI's taxonomy places the organism in Eukaryota, Viridiplantae, Streptophyta, Magnoliopsida, Fabales, Fabaceae. The transcript is spliced from 4 exons. Bases 20 to 1021 code for a protein of 333 amino acids. Gene Ontology annotation, molecular function: heme binding; peroxidase activity. The record is from RefSeq and is a predicted model, not a curated record.
AUAACAAGACUAGUAAGAAAUGGCCAUCAACUUUGAAUUUGUGUUCACAUCAUUUAUGAUUCUACUAAUUAGUAGUGUACAAACAAGCUCUGCUCAACUUUCUCGCGGCUUCUACAACAGCACAUGCCCCAAUGUGGAACAGCUGGUUCGCGCUGCCGUGACGCAGAAGUUGCAGCAGACAUUUGUGACUGCUCCUUCCACUCUUCGCCUCUUCUUCCAUGAUUGCUUUGUCAGGGGUUGUGAUGCUUCAGUUCUGCUUGUGUCUCCAACUAACCAGGCAGAGAAAAGCCAUCCUGAUGAUGUGUCGCUUGCCGGGGACGGUUUCGACACGGUGGUUAAGGCCAAGGUAGCCGUUGAUAGUGAUCGUCAGUGCAGAAACAAAGUCUCUUGUGCUGAUAUUCUUGCUCUGGCCACUAGGGAUGUGGUCAACUUGGCUGGGGGACCAUUUUAUGAAGUUGAAUUAGGAAGGCGUGAUGGGAGAAUAUCUACUAUUGCAAGUGUUCAACACCAUCUUCCUAGCCCUAAUUUCAAUUUGGAUCAGCUCAAUUCUUUGUUUAGCUUUAAUGGCCUCUCCCAGACAGAUAUGAUCGCAUUAUCAGGUAACUUAAGUGGAAAAAAUAUGCCUCGGCUGCACACAAUUGGAUUCUCUCACUGCAACAAAUUCUCAAAAAGAAUGUACAACUUCAGCCCCGGAAACAGAAUUGAUCCAACACUGAAUUUGCAAUAUGCUUUAAAACUGAAACAAACAUGCCCUGUAAAUGUUGAUCCAAGAGUAGCCCUAGUGUUGGACCCUUUCACACCUCAAACAUUUGAUAACCAAUACUUCAAGAACUUGCAACAAGGAAUGGGACUCUUGUCUUCUGAUCAAGUGCUUUUCACAGAUCCAAGGUCAAGGGACACGAUCAACUUGUUUGCAUCAAAUGAACAAGCAUUUUACACUGCAAUUACCAAAUUGGGCAGGGUAGGUGUUAACACCGGAAAUCAGGGUGAAAUUAGGGUUGAUUGCACCAAGGUCAAUUAGGAUUUUCGAAUC